Aspergillus homomorphus CBS 101889 is the source of this 1098-nucleotide messenger RNA. RefSeq lists its product as uncharacterized. Lineage: Eukaryota; Fungi; Ascomycota; Eurotiomycetes; Eurotiales; Aspergillaceae. The transcript has 2 exons. Bases 1 to 1098 code for a protein of 365 amino acids. The record is from RefSeq and is a predicted model, not a curated record.
AUGUCUUCCGAUGAAGAGCCCUUCGAUGACUACCGCCCUGACGAGUCGUCGUUCGAUUCUGACGACCAUGGCUACGAUGAGCCAACCCACGAUGGCCAGUGCAACUCUGAGCCAGUUUCCCGAGGAAGUUGCUGGGAUCAGCCGUCCUUGGAAGACCAGUGCUGCCGCGAGUCAACUUCCGAUGAUGAGUGUUGCGAUAGCCCUUCAACCAACGACCAGAAGUGGGAUGCGUUUUCGAAUCCUGAGCAGUACUGGGAUCCGGCUCCGAGACCAUACUACGUUGAGCCUCCAUUCGACGAUAAAAAUGACGAUGAGCCUACGCUCGAUGAUGAAUCUGACGGCGAGUCUUCGUUCGACGAACAACACUCGGAUGAGUCAUCCUAUAAUGAUCAGUGUUUCGUUGAGCAGCCUUCCUACUACCCCGUGCCGCCCUCCCAUGACACGUGCGACGCGCCACUACCUUCCUCCAAGCCGCGCAGUGACAAGCCAUCUGUUACUAUCGGACAUUUGAACCAGACGCCAGUAAAUGUCCAGUCUGUCAACAAGAUCUUCCUCCCUCAACGUUCCCCGGAGAGAACGCUUCCCCGCAAGCUAUAUCCCGAGAGGCAGCAUUCCGAGAACAAGCGCCCCGCGAAGCACUCCUCCGAUAAACAACCCUUCAAGAAGCAGCACUCCGACAGUCCACAGACCUCCUACAAGAUGUUCUGGGACACUCAGCCGGCCGUUGAAGAGUCUUCGGACAAGAUGUCACCUGAUGAACCAGCCACCGCGGCCCCGUCUACCAAUGAACAUAACACAAACAACCUGCCUUCGUCUACCAAUCCUCCUUGCAUGAAUCUUCCCCCUAUAACCCUUCAGUCCAGUCGGGACUCUGUAUCGCAGUUCCACACCGAGCUCCUAAACUGGACUCUACGCAAUGGGAUCUCCUCCGAGAGUUUCGCCUGGCUGUGCGAUGUCCUUCGUCUCGCUGACUGUCCCGAGACCAGAUCUCUACCGAAGAGAGAAGAUAUUCUCCGUAAGAAUGAGGACCAGCUUCCGGAAAAGCCAGACAUGUGUCAACGGAUGAACACCACCACAGAGGAGGACGUAAUGAUUUAA